AUGUUUGGUCGACAAAUUUUUUUGGAACCGGUGGACAAUGAACGUGACCAAAGGAGACGCGAUGAAUUUUUUCGACAAUUCUGUGUAAAUCAGAGACGUGGAAUACCGUUUACCGAACUAACAAACAUUCCUUCUUUAAGAAACGACGGUCUAAUGCUCGAUUUAAAUUUAAUCCUCGUCGACGAUACCGAUCGUGUUCAACCGAACAAUCUUUAUUUUCGAACUAACUAUGGAAAUGCACUGAAUCGAUAUUUGUUAGAAUACGUAAGGCAAAUGGAAGAAAGGUACUUGGCUAUGGAGAGAGAAUUGACGAGAACGAAAAUGUUGAUCCCUGUAAUGACGCGCAACUUUGGUGCCGUGCAUCAAACGUCACAAACAGACGUAAAUAGGAAGCAAAGUUCUUUCGUGAAAUACGAACAUAUUUUUGGAACUUCUCCGAGAAAUCAGUACAGAAAGAAUCAGGAACAGGUUAAUCAUGUUUCAUCGAGAAGGAAGCAUCAUACUACGAGAAAAAAUAAAGAUCUGAUCGCGAAAACGUUGCUCGAUACUGAUUGGACGAAACAGAAAAAUCCUUCGCAGAAUUCUCAGAACGAUAUUUACCCCAUAAAAGAGCCUGGCAGCCAUUCGUGUAGGCCAAGAACAUUAACUAGCAAUUCAACCGCUGUUUGCUCGAUGCACAACGUAGCUGUGAUUCUUCCGCAAGGCUCAACUCAAUUGACCAAUUUCUCGAGACACGGUCAACUUAAUUCGAAAGUAAUGCAUACCGAACUUAUUAACGAAUUUUAUUUGAUUUUUCACAAACGGUUCCCAACUACGACAACUAUCGUCGGCGAUGAAAAGGCGUCGAUGGACAUAUGCCAAAGUUUUGACAAGAAGCACGAACCGGAAACAACGUGCUAUACCGACUUUGAUGUUAAACAGGAAGAUCAUAUGCAAACCAAUUCCACUGUAAAUACACCAGAAUUUCGACCGAUAACGAGACCAAAAUUGAAUAACGAUAUUUCCGAGCAAAAGUCCGAACUUGAGCAGCCACCGAGCCAUCGUCCACACCUCAAUACCGAUUUCGAAGGAAAAUGUAAUAACAACCAUUGGAACAAUCGUUCGAAGAAAUGUGUACCUCGUGAAAGAAGUAAUUGCACAGACGAUUUGCCGAGGUAUUUUACACGAACGAUUCAGAAACCAAAGAAAGAUGUUCACAAGAGAAUUCCAACGCCACGAAGCAACGUUCAUACAGCUUACACUCCUAUGGUGCAAUCCCCUACUUGGAAUCCUAUGUUAGACCCUAAUGGUUUGACCAUUCAAUUAUUGAGAUUGGCAGUGUUACUUUACGCUCCUGCGUUGAUGCCGGCUCUAAAUUCGUUGAUUGCUCGACAAACAGUUCAAACUUCAAUCCCCAUACCUUCUUCCGAAGGAGCGAACGAUUUGUUAACGCAAAUUUUUACAAUUUUGAGCAACCAACAGAGUGUCCCGAAUUUGUCGUACGUGUCGAAUCCUAGAGUCGACGAAAAUUCACAGUAUCGAGAAUCACGUCAACAAUCACAUUCAGAGAAUAUCGCGAGGCAACACCGAAACGAUAAUUGCGACAGAACAACUUCCGUGAACGAUCAGCUUGAGAAGAAUUCUAUCGCCGUUGAUACUUCUCUGGAAAUAUGCGGUUGUAACAAAAUGAAACAGUCGUCUUCGCAAUACAGCGAAGACAUUUUACGCGAUGAAAAAACGGAAGAAAACGAGGAGUUGCUGUACACAUGGACGGACAAGAAAUCGAAAUCGUCGGAAGAAAAGAAGGGCGAAGAUGCCGAAGAGAAGCAAGACGAUGCUGAACUCUUCGGAAAUUCCUCAAUUCGUACGGAAUCUAACGUUUGGAAGCAACUCCGCGUGAACGAUAUUUGGAAAUUUGAAUCGAAUACAAAGUUGAACGAAUUUGAAUAA
Habropoda laboriosa is the source of this 1929-nucleotide messenger RNA. RefSeq lists its product as uncharacterized. The transcript is spliced from 8 exons. The record is from RefSeq and is a predicted model, not a curated record. NCBI's taxonomy places the organism in Eukaryota, Metazoa, Arthropoda, Insecta, Hymenoptera, Apidae. Bases 1 to 1929 code for a protein of 642 amino acids.